UUGUGUUGGGGGCAGAAGCAGGAGCAUUGUUGUGGAGCUGCAGGAUGUCCUGAGGAAGAACCUCAGCGUUACACUGCAGGAGCCUCUGAGCCGAGCGCAUUCGUGCACGCCGAGGAACCGAGGGACGGAUGAACUGGGUUCUGCUUCCAGUUUCACCUGGAGAAAACCGAGAAACAGGGAGAGAUCCACCGCUGGCAGCGUUGCUGUGGCAUCAGGAGGGACGACCCAUCAAGCGGAACUAGAAAGUGGCAAAGCUGAAGUGGAUUUUUAAGUUUUUUCCGCCGCUGAACUCUGGUCAGGAAAAAGUGGAAGUUGAAGUCCGCUGACUCGCGCCACGACUGCGGAGGUAUAGAAAGCAGAUUCUGAAGGAGUUUUUGGUCGUGUGUCGGACUCUUCAGCUGAGAGACGGAGCGCUUUGCGAUUUAAAUCGAGGUGUGAACUUCAAGGAGGUGAACAAAGAAAACGGGAGCGUUGUUUUUCACGAGAUACACACAUCGAUCGACAAUUUGGCGUUCACGUUUGGCAAUGUAGUGUCUGAUUUCCUUAUGGGAGAUGUGGACAGUGGCUCCAGCGUUGGGCCGCCGCAGGCCGGACGCAGCCGGUCCUUUGAGAACCUCUCUCGAGAUUCAGGAGGAUGUGAAGAGAAGGAUGGUCCGGCAGAUUCCUCUGUGCCGGUGUUUCGGGAGCUCUCCGCUGUAGAGAAGGUGGACCAGGCUCUGCUGAGGAAUGACAGCGGAGUUGAAUCUGCCCUGCUUUACGCCAAGGCCUGGUCCAAAUACACCAAAGACGUUCUGGCCUGGGUGGAGAAACGCCUCAGCCUGGAUGUGGAGUGCGCCAAAAGCUUUGCUAAACUGGCAGAAUCUGCUAAAGCUGUAGCGAGUCAGCAGGACUACAUGCCGUUCCGGGACAUUUACGUCUCUGCAUUCAAGAACGAGAUUGAGUACAGUCAGCUCCUCCUGCAGACAGCUAUAGCGCUCCAAACCAACAAAUUCAUACAGCCGCUAGUGACCCGCAAGAAUGAUCUGGACAAACGGAGAAAGGAGCUGAAAGAGCAGUGGCACAGGGAGCAGAAGAAAAUGACUGAAGCAGAGGGCGCUGUCCGUAAAGCUCAUCUGCUGCAGACUCAGCGGAGGGAGGAGUACGAAAAAGCCCGAAACUCCACCAGCCGCAGCGGGGAGGAGCAGCAGAGCGCAGGAGGAAAAGGCCUGGAGAAAAAGAGGAGGCUGGAGGAGGAGGCACUGCAGAAGGCGGAGGAAGCCCAGGAGCAUUAUAAAGCUUGUGUGGCCGAUGCGGGAGCGAAGAGGCUGAACCUGGAGAACGCUAAGAGUGAAAUCCUCACUCAGAUCCGAGAACUCGUCUUUCAGUGCGACCUCACGCUCAAAGCAGUGACGGUGAACUGGUUCCAGCUGCUGCACGCUCAGACCGCUUCGUUGCCGGUGAAGUUUCAGGCUCUGUGCGAUCAGGCGAAGCAGUAUGAGCCGGGUCAGUGCUACUCCGAGUUCGUCCACAGUCUACCGAAAGAGCGCGUGUGGCUGGAGGCGCUCGCUCAGGACAGCACCGGACCCUCCAGGACAGGGAUAUCGUCGUACCAUAAACGUUCUCUGAGCAGCACACACUCGUCUCACGGUUCCGGAGCGGUCGGAGACGGGCUCCCCGCCGACGAGCAGAACAGCCCCGCCCACCGCCGGGUCAACAAGAUGGCCGACAAACGUUCCAGCAGCACUGCAGAUAUUCAAGGUGUGAAGCCACAGUGCCCCCCUCAGGCGUGGAGCAGCACUGGCUCUGUGGGGGGAGGAGGGGUGGGCAGUGACUCUGAGAGUGCUGGAGGCAGCAGUGAGACUCGCUCUGUAGACUCUCCUACAGCCAGUCCAGGUGAUUUUAAACGUAGGCUUCCCAGAACCCCCUCCACUGGCACCAUGUCGUCUGCAGAUGAUCUAGAUGAGAGAGAACCUCCUUCACCUUCAGACAACGGUCUGGGUGAGAUGAUCAUGGAGGCGGCGAGUUCCCCCGGACCGUUCCGGAACGCUCAGAUGUCCAAAGCAGCGCACACGCACAAGCUGAGGAAACUGCGAGCCCCGUCCAAAUGCAGAGAGUGCGACAGCCUGGUGGUGUUCCAUGGAGCCGAGUGCGAGGAGUGUUCUUUGGCGUGCCAUAAGAAGUGUUUGGAGACUCUGGCCAUUCAGUGCGGUCAUAAGAAGCUGCAGGGCAGGCUGCACCUGUUCGGGAUUGAUUUCGCUCAGGCAGCGAAGAACAGCCCUGACGGAAUCCCCUUCAUCAUCAAAAAGUGCACCUCGGAGAUCGAGAGCCGCGCGCUCAACAUCAAGGGUAUUUACCGAGUGAACGGAGCGAAGUCUCGUGUGGAGAAGCUGUGUCAGGCUUUUGAGAACGGCAAAGACCUGGUGGAGCUGUCUGACCUGUACCCUCACGACAUCAGCAACGUCCUCAAACUCUACCUGAGACAGCUGCCGGAGCCGCUGAUUCUGUAUCGCUAUUAUAAUGAGUUCAUCGGUUUGGCGAAGGAGGCGCAGAGCGUGCUGGUGGAGGAGGCGGAGUCUGCUCAGAGCCGGCCCCCGGGGGAGGAGCCAGGCCUCAGCAUCGACCUGAACAGAACCAUCUUCAAAAUUCGAGACCUUCUCUGCCAGCUGCCCCCAGCACACUACAGAACUCUCCACUUCCUCAUAGCACACCUGCACAGAGUGACGGAGCGAGCGGAGGAGAAUAAAAUGACGGCCAGUAACCUGGGCAUCAUCUUCGGGCCGACGCUGAUAAAGCCGCGGCAAUUGGAGGCGGAGGUGUCGCUCUCCUCCCUGGUGGACUAUCCCUACCAGGCCCUGAUGGUGGAGCUGUUCAUCACUCACCAGAACAAGAUCUUCGACGUUCCUCUGAGCCCCGUCGCUCCUUUAAACGCUCCAGCACCGCACGGCUCUCCGUCACCAUACACCCGCGACAAGGACAGGCUCAGCCGCCACUCCAGAUCUCUACUGGACAUCAAAGAGCAGAGCUCUAAAGCAUAUAAGAGACACUCCUCCGUCAUCCCCUCCUCACAUUUGCUGGACGAAGUGAAGGAUGUGAAACCGGGAGACACAAAAGAGGGAAAAGAGGACACAACACAAGCAGCUGAUUGUACUGAUGGCCUGAACGGUGUUGGUUCAGCAGCAGAGGUGCAGAGGUCCACGCUGGUUUUUGGCCGGCCCAGCACGACCAGUGGUCUGGUGCAGCUCCGCCCACACCGCUCUCGCUAUGUCUCUCGACCAGUCAGCAUGCCCGUGGACCGGCUGCUGAAUGAGCGCAACAGACAGAACUCCGUGGAGCGGGAGAGCGUUCCAGCCGUCAUCCAGGAGGUUGCGGAGCCAGAGAAAUCGGACGGGCGCUACAGGAGCCCCUUCAUUCACACACACACGCUGCGGCGCACCUGGGACAAGCAGUACAGGCACUACGACGUCACGCCCCGGACCGCCAUGAUAGUGGCCAACCUGCCUCCAUCUGGAAUGACGGAAAAAACCAAACCGGCCACCGGAGCUGAGCCCGCUUCUGGUUCGAGCGCCGUUAGCGCGGCAUCCCAAAGCAGCCCGUAUACGGUCAGCAAUACGGUCACCAUCCGGCCUUUUAGAACCUCCUGGAAGGACAGCAGUAGCGCUCAGAGCGGAGAGGGACCGAUCGCUUUCAGAGCGCCAAGGACGCUUCAGCCACCGCCCGGAACUUUCUACAAACCGCCCACAGCCUCGCGCGCCAGGCCAGCGGACGGGGAGAAAAGUGCUACGUCCUCUACUACAGCAUCCGUUACCACGGCGAUGGAUUUGCGGACAGUUACCGCUUCCUCUACUCCAGCAUCUGUUACUAUAGCAACAGUUACUGCAGCAUCGUCUGUUACCACAGCAACAGUUGUCACGAUGGUUUCCGUGACGAUGGGAGCACCAGUGGCCACAUUGGCGGUUUCUACGACAACAGCUACAGCUGUAGCCACGCCCGCUGUCGCGACAGUACCACUGUGUAAGGCAUCGGAAGCAUCAGAGGACUCUCGGUCAGAGAGCGGCUCGGUUGGGUCGGACGCGGUCAGUUUAUCGGCUUUUUCUCCCCCCCAGUCUCCGUCCUCCACCCCCGAGGACCUGAGCCCCACCGACGGCAAACCCGCGUACCAGAGACUGCGGAGCAGCCGCCGCCUAAUACCGAAUGAGCUGGAACGCAGGGAGGCUCACUUCGUAUAAAAACUGCCAUCAGCUCGGACAAAUCGCAGAUUUUAUUCUUUGGG
This is a messenger RNA of Colossoma macropomum (tambaqui), 4249 nucleotides long. It is a transcript of the gene arhgap29b, whose product is annotated as Rho GTPase activating protein 29b. The transcript is spliced from 21 exons. The record is from RefSeq and is a predicted model, not a curated record. The coding region runs from base 546 to 4205 and encodes 1219 amino acids. Gene Ontology annotation, cellular component: cytoplasm. NCBI's taxonomy places the organism in Eukaryota, Metazoa, Chordata, Actinopteri, Characiformes, Serrasalmidae. Gene Ontology annotation, molecular function: GTPase activator activity. Gene Ontology annotation, biological process: signal transduction; activation of GTPase activity.